UGGCAGCUCUUCCUUUGAAGAACUCCAGGCCUCAAGAGGGCAGAUAACCCAAAAACACGGGAGGAACUAAAAAAUUGAGCCAGGAUUUCUGGAGGGACUACUUUUACAUGCGCACCUGGCAGAUAAGCAUGGGUAUAAAAUGUUUGGUCCUCAACAUACACACAGCUCAUUGUUCAACCCUAAAGACUCAACUGGCCAGGAGAGGUGGUCUGUGAUAUCUGCUCUGAGGUCCAAGCUGUGAAGUUCUGUCUGACCUGCAGUGUGUCCUACUGUGAGACCCACAUCAGACAGCACUAUACAAUACCUAAACUAAAGAGACACACACUGGUGGAGGUGACUGGAGACCUGGAGGAGAGACUCUGCCAACAUGACUACAGUCCUCUGGAGGUGUUCUGCAGGACAGACCAGAUGCUGAUCUGCAGUCAGUGUGCAGAGACAAACCACAAAGGACAUGAUACCACCCUUCUUAAGAUAAAGACAUCUGGAAGACCGCCUAAGAGUUUUGAUGGAGACCAACACACAACGUUGACCUCAGAUGAUGUGCUGCCCCCUCCUGGUGACUUUCAGGUCCUGUUGCUGACAUUAGAUUCUGUGUCUCUGAGCUGGAGUUCUCCUCUGGGGCUGACAGGACCACAGACAUUCAGAGUGACUUGGGGGUGUGAUGGUGAAACAAGCUCAACAAGAGUGAAAAAUGUGUAUCAUCUUAAAAUAAGCAGUCUCAAACCUGGUAAAAAGUACGACUUCAGUGUGGCUAGAGAGGGAGAAGAUGGCAGACAAAGCAGAUGGGUCUCAGCAUCUUUAUUCACAGUGGUCCCACCCAGAGAUUUAAAGGUAGACCAUUUGAAAGAUACCUCCUUCACUCUCCACUGGUCCAAGGCUGAAGGAAUGGAGGAAGUCCCACAACGCUUCCUCAUAUCCUACUGUAGACCAGGAACAGACCUCCAUGCAGAGAAUACUAAAGACUGCCACACAACAUUCUCAAACCUGCAACCUGGUACUCAGUACACUGUCAGCAUCUCAACUGUGCUGAACAAUGGGGAAGAGAGUGAACCAGUCUAUACAACCAGCUGCACUAUACUUCCUGCUCCAGACCAGCUGACUGUUGACUCAGUGGACACCACAUCAGCUGCUGUUAGCUGGAACCAGCCACCAGGAUUGAACCAAACCCAACAUCAUUACCAGAUCUCCUACCACUGUCCAGGGACAAAACCACACAUCACUACCACAUCUUCACACAGCAUCACUCUCUCUGACCUGCAAUGUGGUACUCAGUACUCAGUCCCUGUCUGCACUGUGCUGGAGAAUGGAAAGCAAAGUCAACUGGUGUCAACAGCCCUCACCACAAGUAAGGAAGUACCCUACUAUAACCGGUGUCAAGUAUUAAAAGUGUAGGCCUUGAUUCAUAAAUAAUUCCACUUAUUCAUAAAGUCAUCCAUUUGUUUAUAAGUUUAUAUUCUACCGACCAUAAUUUGCAUUAAGUUUAUAUUCUGCUGACCAUAAAUGUUAGUCGUUGCAGCCAAGAAGCCGUGUUCAACUGAAAAAGCAGGGAAACUACUACAAUGAGUGUGAUGUUUCCGUUUAAGAAAGAAUGGGACAGCACUAACAUAAACUACAAUAGAACUCUGAGGACUCAAGGAUGCUCGAUUUCUUUCAUGGGUGAUGUCGUCCUUCUGUUCACUUUGUGGAUUGAACAUUAUUUUACAGAAAAGGGCAGUUUAUCAAUGUGCUAACAGGAAGAACAUAAAGCUUAAAGUUAUGUCAAAGGUAACAAGUGUCCUUCUAAUCUAACAGAACAUAAGGUCCGGAUUGUUCUGGUGGGGAGGACUGGAGCUGGGAAG
Salvelinus fontinalis (brook trout) is the source of this 1838-nucleotide messenger RNA. Its product is annotated as fibronectin-like. The record is from RefSeq and is a predicted model, not a curated record. Gene Ontology annotation, molecular function: protein binding. Lineage: Eukaryota; Metazoa; Chordata; Actinopteri; Salmoniformes; Salmonidae. The transcript is spliced from 6 exons. The coding region runs from base 409 to 1392 and encodes 327 amino acids.